AUGACAUUCUCCUCGCCAACGAGGCGGAGUCAGUUGCUCUCGAGCCCCGAGCGAAACAUUGCCGCGACCUUCCUUCUUGAUACACGGAAUAAUGAGCUGAAUCAUCGAGAUGCUCUGGCGGCAGCUCAAUCAGAGCAUGAUCGCGUUCGUCAAGCGGCUAUCCGAGUCUUUGAGCUCCACGAGCUCCAGGAACAGCACAAGCGCAUCGUUGCUGAAGAGCGCAAGGAGGAGGAGAGGCUCAAGGCUGAAGCAGCUCUGGUCGCGGAGGAGAAGAGGUUACGGGAACUCAGGGCCACGGUGGUCCCGCAAUUACCCCCAGAGCCGGCGCCACAACCACCUCCGGCCAAACCAGAACCUCCAAAGGCAAACGGAGUAACUCCAGUCAAGGAUUCGAAGCAGCCCGAGGUAUCCACGACGCCUUCAACUGAAGUAAAGAAGCCUGCUCCGGCACCAGCAUCUGCUCCCACGAACACUGGGCUCUUUUCUCAAGCCAAACCGAGUAACCCAUUUGGUACUACACAACCAUCCUCACAGAAUCCAUUUCAAAAACCAAAUGGGCCUACAACACAACCUCCAGCUCCAGCUGCUACAGCGACUCCUCAGCCUACAGUCAAGCCUACUGCGCCAGCCGUACAGCCUGUACAGCCCAGACCGGCUCCCACCAUCGACCGAUAUUCCCAGAUCCAUCAAGAGCUCAAGAAGCUGCGCAAAGAACUGGCAGCGCAGUCAAAAAUCGCUGGCUCACCCCUAAAAGGCAAACUGGGUGCUGCUCGACGAGAAAUUCGUGUAGCUAUUGGUCAAUUGACAGGCGGAAAGGGAGCGAAUGCUCAACCUAUCAACAAAAUCACUGCAGCCCUAAAAGAGGCUCUGGAAGGUCGAAUCCCCAGUCCCCCAAUCGACGUCAGCAACUUUGUGGUCGAUCAAAGAGAGCCUGUGGAGGGAUCUAUGAACAACGAUGCCACGCUACCCUCGCUCUUCAUAUAUCUCAUCAACAUCUGCGCCAAGGGUAUUGUGAACCAGUUCAUCAAUGAGGGCGGCGCAAACCCCAAAGCCGCAGACCCUGUUGGUGUCUUUGCGGCCCAUAUCUUUUCUACCAAGGAGUUCCAAUGGCGAGGCCAAUCCUUAGUCGACAUCCUCAUGGCCAAGUAUCGCAUAGUGUGCCCUGUCCUAUUCGGUCACAGGGGCAGUGACAGAACAGAACGUGGUCGUAUGGCCAUCGGGUGGAAGAAGGAUGGGCCGUCGUGGAUCACUGAGCAAAGCCAUAAUGACAGGAUGACCGGCUUAGGCGCCGGCUAUGCUUCUUUGUCUCUGAGAGACUUUAGCAAAUCAUCCAAGAAGAACCCUUACCCCCCUACAAACUACUGGAAAGCGCUCUCCUAUAUCGUCAACUCACCACCCAACGAGACAUCAAACACCCAAUACGUUGUGCUACGGUCCAUGAUUCAGGGCCACGAGCAACGCUUCCUUAACUUCUAUGGCAACGCAGCAUUGGCUGCGUUACGACUCGCGCUUAUCGAAUUCCCAAAGAAGGCACCUCAGAACGCCACGGCUGCUGGCUCCCUAGCUGCUCUUGCGGAUUUACUCAAGACCGAGUCGGGACUGAUUUUGGUUUAA
Messenger RNA from Fusarium sp. VM40, 1614 nucleotides. NCBI's taxonomy places the organism in Eukaryota, Fungi, Ascomycota, Sordariomycetes, Hypocreales, Nectriaceae. The record is from the annotation of a GenBank genome assembly.